Messenger RNA from Diospyros lotus (date-plum), 2881 nucleotides. RefSeq names its product protein tesmin/TSO1-like CXC 2. Gene Ontology annotation, molecular function: DNA-binding transcription factor activity. The transcript has 10 exons. The record is from RefSeq and is a predicted model, not a curated record. Lineage: Eukaryota; Viridiplantae; Streptophyta; Magnoliopsida; Ericales; Ebenaceae. Bases 210 to 2633 code for a protein of 807 amino acids.
CACAGCUGUGCCUGUGCCCGUGAGAGUAAGCUAGUGAGUGUGAGUGAGGAUUUGGUGAAAGUGGUAGGGUCGGGCGGUGGGGUUUUCUCUCAGCACGAGAAAAUCCUCUCUCUCUCGCCUUGCUUUCCCGCUCCUUCUUGAAUCUCAUCACUAUAGAUAACAGAGAGAGUUAGAGAGAGAAAGAGGGUCCAUAAGGAAAAGGGGGAGAGAUGGGAGAGGAGGGAGAGAAGGUCGAGAGAGAGACCGGGGCCGAGGGAUGUGGAAGAGGAGGCGGCCCUGCAAUGGACACUCCAGACCGGAGCCGGAUCGCGACUCCCAUCUCCAAAUUCGAGGAUUCUCCUGUCUUCAACUAUAUCAACAAUCUUUCUCCUAUCAAGACUGUCAAGUCUUUACGUAUUAGCCAGACUUUCAAUUCGUUUGGUUUUGCAUCCCUUCCAUCAGUUUUUACUUCACCACAUGUCAAUUCUGUCAAGGAAUCGAAAUUUUUAAGAAGGCAUCCCUCAUUAGAUUUGUCAAAACCGGAGCUUUCUUCCAAGAAUGGGAAGAAAGUUGGCACCAGUGAAGGGGUUACCGACCCCACUCAUAACUCUGAUGAGGAACAGGAAAAUUUUGAUCCAGCAAGUUUCAUAGGUGAAGCUUCUGCUGAACAAACAUAUGAAUGUACAAAACUUGCAGUCGAGGUGUCGCAAAAUCUGAACUAUGAUUGUGGUAGCCCCGACUGUAGCACAAUACAUUGCCAUGGCAGUGGAAACAAAUGUGUGCCUGAUUUUGCUGGUACGUCAACAUCAGUUGUUCAGUUUGUACAAGAGGUUUCCGAAACAUGUUAUGUAGGAAGUAGAGAGCAUGCGGAGGGGACAAGAAAAACUGAGCAAAAUGCAGAUGGGCCAGGAUGUGAUUGGGAGAGCAUGAUUUCGGAUACUACCGACUUGUUAAUAUUCAAUUCACCCAACGAGCCAGAUGCUUUCCAGGGUUCUUUCCAGAAAUCUUUGGAUACUAAGGCAAGCGCGUGUACUUCUCUUGCAUCAGAAAUGGCUCAUGAUCAAACUAAUAAUUUACCAAAGGUGCAAGUUGUUGGUUCAAUUGGGAUUGAACAACAUGAGACAGGAAAUCCUUCUUCCUUAGUUGGAGAAAAUAAUACGAAGGAGAAUGAAGCAACUGGACACAUCCUUGCUGGUACUUCUGUAAAUAAACAUGUGACGGGGGAGCCAAGUGAACAAAUUGAUAAUGAGCCUGUUUCUAAUUUACAUCGUGGGAUGAGAAGGCGGUGUCUGGUUUUUGAGAUGGUGGGAGCUCGCAGAAAACAUGUAGAUGAUGGUUCAAGCUCUGCUUCUUCCAUUGCAUCACAAUCCAAUGUUAACAGUGAGUGUAAUGACAAGCAGCUGGUUCCUAUAAAGCCUGGCAAUGAUUCUUCACGCUACAUUCUACCUGGAAUUGGUUUGCACUUGAAUGCUCUUGCAAGAACUUCAAAAGAAUGCAGUACUGUUUGCAAUGAACCUUUGGGUUCCGGAAGGCAGUUGAUAGAUGAUCCUACCUCCAGUGCCUCUUUUCGUUCUCUGUCUACUGGUCAAGAGCCCCCAAAUAAUUCUUUGGCAGUGACCUCCUCUGAAAGAAACCGGGGUCCCGCUGAAAGUGGUGUUCAGGUUGCAGAAGAUGCUUCUCAGGCACCUGGAUACAUUGCUAGCGAAGAGUUUAGUCAAAGUAGUCCAAAAAAGAAGAGGCGUAGGGCCGAGAAUGGUGCAGAGAGUGAGGGAUGUAAGCGGUGUAACUGCAAGAAAUCAAAAUGCUUGAAACUGUAUUGUGAAUGCUUUGCUGCUGGUGUUUACUGUGUGGAGCCUUGUUCGUGUCAAGAUUGUUUCAACAAGCCUAUUCAUGAAGACACCGUACUUGCAACUCGCAAGCAGAUUGAAUCUCGCAACCCACUUGCAUUUGCUCCUAAAGUGAUUAGAAGCUCCGAUUCGCUACCAGAGAUGGGGGAUGAAAACAGCAAAACUCCAGCUUCUGCAAGACAUAAAAGAGGAUGCAAUUGCAAGAAAUCUGGGUGCUUAAAGAAAUACUGUGAAUGCUAUCAGGGUGGUGUUGGAUGCUCCAUUAACUGCAGAUGUGAAGGGUGCAAAAAUGCAUUUGGCAGAAAGGAUGGAUCUACUUCAACAGGAGCUGAUGCUGACUUGGAAGAAGAAGAAACAGAAACAAGUGAAAGGAGUGUCAUGGACAAAACUUUGCAGAAAAAUUUAGUCCCAAUCAGUGAGCAGAAUACCGAUCCUACAGCAACUCCUUUACGGUGUGCAAGAGCAUCUGUCCAGCUCCCAUUUUCGUCCAAGAGCAAGCCCCCGCGAUCUUCGUUUCUCUCCAUUGGAUCCUCUUCUGGGUUUUAUGGCAGUCAAAGGUUUGGAAAGCCAAACUUACUGCAGCCUCAGCCACAGUUUGAGAAACAAAUCGAAUCUGUUCAAGAAGAUGAAAUGCCGGAUAUUCUCCGAGGGAACUGUUCUCCCGUCAGCGGCAUCAAAUCUGCUUCACCAAACAGCAAGAGGGUGUCUCCUCCUCAUGGUGACUUCUUGUCGCCAGCCCGGAGGAGCAGCCGGAAGCUAAUACUGCAGUCUAUUCCUUCAUUUCCUUCUCUCACCCCCAAGCAUUAAAUGUUUUAGUUUCUGGUAAACAUGAAACAAAAUGCCUUGUGUGUUCAAUGUAGUUAUGUUGUUUAGUCAUAUCUCAGUGGAGCUUGCCCCCAUGUCCUUGUAUUAUAGCGUUGCCAGUCUCAUAAUGAAUAGCUUUCUGAGUAGUGUAAAAUUAUUGAAUUUAAUAUUCUCCCAAAAAAUUUUGAGAUCAAUAUGCAUAUUUUGGGAUUGAUAUUGUACAUUUUUUCUUUUAUUUCCCUUUGCCCAAU